CAACAUAAAUUUCAAAUGAAAUAGACACACUGGUGAACAGAGAGAAGGGAGAAAUGAGUUUGGCUACGGCGUCGUAUGCAGCUCGUCGAGCAGUGCAGAAGGAGAGGGUUCGGAUUCUCUAUAGAAGAGCACUGAAGGAUACUCUUAAUUGGGCCGUUCAUCGCCACCUCUUCUACAACGAUGCUGAUGCUCUCAGAGAGAAGUUUGAGGCAAACAGACAAGUGGAGGAUAUUGAACUCAUUGAUAGAAUGAUAGCUGAUGGUGAAGCAAGCCACAACAAGUGGCGGCACCCCGAUCCCUACAUCGUUCCAUGGGCGCCCGGCGGCUCUAAGUUUUGCCGAAACCCAACACCACCUCCUGGGAUUGAGAUAAUACAUAACUAUGGUCGCGAAGAAAAUGAAUGAAGUACAAUUUAUCAACAUGGGAAUACCUAGAGAUUGCUAAUAUGGUACUGCAAUGCAGGGAGAUUGAUUUUGUUUAAGCUGGGUUGAUGUAUCGAGUGGCUGCUGACUGAUAAAGAUGAGUUAUUACAAUGAAACUCUUGAUGGAAAUAUUCAUAUUCUGUUAUCGUUUUUGCUUUCUGUAUCCAAUAAUGCAGCAGACUAUUGAAGAAACAUUUGUAUAAUAUUUUAUUCUACCUAUCUAAAUAAGACCAAAUUCUGUCUUAUUUAUCA
Messenger RNA from Salvia splendens (bonfire salvia), 674 nucleotides. Its product is annotated as NADH dehydrogenase [ubiquinone] 1 beta subcomplex subunit 9-like. Bases 54 to 404 code for a protein of 116 amino acids. The record is from RefSeq and is a predicted model, not a curated record. Gene Ontology annotation, biological process: mitochondrial electron transport, NADH to ubiquinone. Gene Ontology annotation, cellular component: respiratory chain complex I. Lineage: Eukaryota; Viridiplantae; Streptophyta; Magnoliopsida; Lamiales; Lamiaceae. The transcript has 6 exons.